UCCCAGCAUGCGUUGAUGACAUCACGAAGUGCCCCUUCUUUGUGUGUCAGUGAUGUCACCAAAUGCAGUGUGUGGGACAAUGGAAUCCUGAACUCCGGGCGAGGGCGAGUGGGAAGCGGCUGCUCCUGCUGCUGGUUCAGAGCUGAGUCGAGAGAGGGAAGGGAGGACACAGCUGCUGCUUUGGGGCUGAAACAGGUGAGAAGUUGCUGCUGCUGCCAGACGGACAAAGCAGCGAGAGAGACACGAGUGGCCAGGCCCAGCCGCACCGAGGAGGAGCAGCCAGACACAAAGGGAGAGGUUGGGGUGUGUGGUGGGGGGGUCGCUAUGUCGGAUGACGAUUCGAGGGCCAGCACCAGCUCCUCCUCAUCUUCAUCCUCCAACCAACAGACAGAGAAAGAGACAAGCACGCCUAAGAAGAAGGAAAGCAAAGUCAGCAUGAGUAAAAACUCUAAGCUGCUAUCUACCAGUGCCAAGAGGAUUCAGAAGGAAUUGGCUGACAUCACCUUAGAUCCACCUCCCAACUGCAGUGCUGGCCCCAAAGGUGACAACAUCUACGAAUGGAGAUCAACUAUUCUAGGACCUCCAGGUUCAGUCUAUGAGGGAGGUGUUUUCUUCCUUGACAUCACAUUUACACCAGAAUAUCCUUUCAAGCCUCCAAAGGUAACAUUCCGGACAAGGAUCUACCACUGUAACAUUAACAGCCAAGGCGUCAUCUGCCUGGACAUUUUAAAAGACAACUGGAGUCCAGCAUUAACCAUUUCUAAAGUUCUUCUCUCCAUCUGCUCCCUCCUCACAGACUGCAACCCGGCUGACCCCCUGGUUGGAAGCAUUGCCACUCAGUAUAUGACUAACAGAGCAGAGCAUGACAGAAUGGCCAGACAAUGGACCAAAAGAUACGCUACAUAAAUCGGAUUUUCGUCAAACUCUUACAUUAUUCGUCUGUGAUGGAAAGAGCUGCUUAUGAAUUUGAAGGGGUGGGAGGAGGGAGGGUGCUGGUAAAGAGUAGGGUAUUUCUAUAACAGAUUUUAUUCAGUCUUUUAUUUCCUAAGAUUUUGUUGUUGUAACUUAAGGUAUCUUGCUACAGUAGACAGCUAGGAUUGGGAAUAGCAUACUUUAAGACUGUAAUUAGUUCAGCAAUAUUAGCUCACAUAUAGUACCGAGAAGAAUGUAAACUUCUUAGACUUCUUUGGUUUUCAGUUUGCUUGCAAUAUGUAAAAGAUUAAAACAGCUUAAUUUUGUACAGGUACAUAGGUUGACGUUUAUGUAAAAGUCCUUUCAAGACUCUACACACUGUUUUUGCUUUUUGUUUGUUUUGGGUUUGGGGGAUUUAUUUUGUUCUGGGUUGGUUUUGUUUUGGGGUUUUUGUUUUGUAAAAAGAUGUCAGCAUUGUUUUCCCCUAUGGGAGGUCACAUUGGUAUUUAACAAAUCCUUUUUAAAGACUGUCAUCUCAUGAUCUGUGAUAUGGAGAGGUGGAUAUAUGGCCUCAUAUAUGAAAGGAGAAGUAGUUAAUGUAUUAUUUUAUAAGCCAAUCUAUCUUUGUGAAAAGAAUAAAGGGUUUAAUCAGGACUUAUGGUAACCUGUAGUGAAAUACCUUAAGCUGUUUAACUGUAAGGUGUGGAAUAGGAGUCACUCAGUGGAUUGGUUGUAUGUUGUGGGCUACUUAAGUCUGCAUUUGUUACUGUGCUAAUAAAAAGAUGUUUAAAAAAAAAAAGAAAAUAUUUCUGCUUAGUCCCUUGCUUUCCCAUUUUGCCAGAGUGGUGUCUCCCAGUACUCUUUGAUGAUUACAGUAUGGUUAAGGCAAGGGAGAUCUGCAGGUGAGUGUACUGACUGCUGCUAUUUUGGGAACACAGUUCUAGACAACCAUACAAUGAAUGACAGCGUAAGACCUUCGCAACUGUUCGCUAAGUGUUGUGCAGGGGCAUGGCCGUGAGGAGGUAACAUACCACAGGAUCCAUGAUAGUUACUUUUUAGUGGAAGUUUUCACAGCAUUGCCUCUUCAGGAGUGGCAUGUUUUGUGAAAGUACAACUGGAAAAGUGUAAGCAAUCUAGAAGGGAAAGAGGCAGGAGGUAAAAGGAAGAAAAAAAUAUCUUUAUGCUUUUCUGAUGGAGUGGUCUGUUUGGACUUGGAAGAGGAGAAGGAAUCGUGUCCUGGUAAGCUAGCAGGAGACAUUGUAAAGGAGACUUAAUCUGUAGAUCCUUUAACUACCUAUAAAGAUUAUCUCCUAGAGACAUGGUGUUUACAUUGAGGUGUGUAGCAACAGGGCAGUUAGUUGUGGAUAUGGCAUUUCAGACCACUCCCUUAAGGUAAAGGCCGGAAGCACAGAUUCAUUUUCACAUGGCGAGUACUUCACCUUGUGAAAUUCUUCUGGGUGCCACGUGGUCAUCUGCACUCUCAGAUUUGGGUUGAUACUUUAAAAUAAAUUCCAUAUAUAUUUUAUUUACAUACUUCUCUUCCUAUCUAGAUACAGAACCAAUCUAACUUGCUCCAAAGUAAGCUGUUAAUUAGAGGUGCCCUUUCCUUUGCUGGGUGGCUGUGGGUAGUAGUACCUUAGCCUCAUCAGCUGAACUGCAGUCUUUUGACACAGUGUAUGUUCAGGUGUAUGAGUCCCCUCAGCUGUUUGGCUGUUUGGUAUAUAGCUACAUCACACCAGGAGCAUCUCUGGUCAUCUUUCCCUCCUCUCCUUUACUGAGUAAAGAUGUAAAUGGUUAAAUCUCAGUAGGUUUUUGCCAGCUUCUUGCUUUGUGCUACCAGGACAUGCCAAAUUAACUGUUGUAGCUGGUGAGGGUGACUGAUCUGUACAGUGGGUAUUCAGCAGGAUAGAGGUUUAAGAAGAACAGAGAAAGAUAGUACAAUUUACUAAUUUAUUUUUCUUAUUUUUAACAAUUUUUCCCCAUUAGCUCGUGAAGGGACUCUAGCUUUGCAGAAGGUAAGUGAUCCCCAGUGACCUAGAACAGGGUUUGAGUCAGUGGAACAGUAAGAACAAAAUAUGUGUUCUGCCCUUUAAACUACUCUGUACUUUACUUAUUAACCCUAUGCAAAACUGCACUACAGCAAGUUUCAUUUUCACUCAGUACCAGCCAGUGUAUGUACAUUGUUUGCAGAGGAGACACUAAGUUUUCCAUAACUUCUCAAUAAAAUACUAUGGUAUUUAGAAUAGAUUAUUUGAGUGCUUAAAAAGCAUCAGAGUAAGCUUAUGAAAGAAAACAGUGGGUGGUGGUUUUUUAUGUGAAUGCAUUGAAUGAUCUAAACUCAUUUCUAGUGAAUUAACUAAAUCAAAGAUAACGUGUUUGCCUUUACAUAACCUAUUUGAAAAAAUGGCCUUAGUCACUUGGAAGAUCCUUUUUGUCUUGCUUGUCUUAAAAUAUUUUCAAGUCCAGGAAGUCCAGGGGAGCAGGUGAGCAAGCUACACUUCCACUGCACAGCUCUGGCAGCCUACAGGUGACAUCAGUCUUGGCAGUAGAAUUGGCACUGAGUCUGCGGCGUGCAGAGCUGGACAGGAACCAGUCAUCUCCAUUCUUUCCAUCUCCACACGUUUUAAGUUAAUUCUGACUUGUCAACCUGUACUCCCUUUGCUCAAGGGUGAGCUUCACUGAUGAUGUGAUGUUAGUAGAUGUCUUCACAUAUUUUGAUUCAUCCAAAGCUGAUUCAAGUCCCUUCUAGAAGAAGGAUUCUGCAGAGCUGAAGAAGGGGAACGUGACCCAUUCCUUGGUAAGAGGUUGCAGCAAGGAGGUGAAGCGCUGCUGCUCUGAAGUCACCUCUACUUCCCAAGCAUGCAGGCAGAUAUGGAGUCUUCUGGGCAGGGAGAAGCCUGGAGUACACGUGUGUUCAGUAGGAAAUGAGUGAGUAGUGGGUGUUGUCCUGCAGAAUCACUGGGGACAAUGACUAUUACUAGCCAGGUUGGAGGAGGUCAUGCUGUAGUGCUUACUCAGCUGCAGUGUUGCAAUGGAAACAAUUGUAUGUUUCUAGCAGGGCAGUGCAGGAGCUUGCUCAUUCAUAAUUGCUCUCUUAUCUUACUCCUUGGCCACAGCAAUCCAAACUAUAUUGAGCAAAGCACAUAAACAGUUUCGUCUACCUUUAUUAUAAUGGUAGGGAUACCUGCUUCGCUUUUAGUGAAGUGUACUGCUGCUCUGACAUCAGUAAUGCUGACAGACUUUAUUAACCAGUAUUCAGGAAGAGCAAUACUAUAAGCUUAAUUGUGAUCAUUAAGCACACUAUUUAGCAGUUAUGAUAUGACACUGCAAAUAUUGCUUGUGGUUUUGCUGAUUCACAGUGGAAUUCUCAGUAUUUGUUCAAAACAGCAGUGAAAAAUGCAGGAACUGAGUAUUUAUGUUCACUCCCUCUCCCUGCUCUUGUCUUCAAAUAUAAAGAAAAGGUAGCAUCUUUUAGUACAGGAGGUUGUUAAGAUGCCAAAAACUGGCCACUGUCUGUGGGAACAGUUGCUCAUUCUGUCCCUCUAUAUAUAUCCCCUUUUGUUAACUUUACUGACAGGCUGACCUAGGACAGCAGAUUCCUGCAGCACAGGUUUACCUUUACCAGCACUGAGUCAACACAGCACAUCCAGUUGUGCUCCUGCUGCUGGACAAUGUGCAGCAUGAUAAGUCCAAACCCAUUUGGUACAGGUAUUUCUGGGUGUUUUCCAUGAGGAUAGUCCUAAAAGGCAGCCCCCUACACUCCCUAGCCCGCUCUCACAGAGCAGUACAGCACUUUGUACCAGUUAUUAUCUGGCCUGUAGCUUCGUACAGGGGGUGGAUUGCUGCAGCUUGGCUGAGCAGCCGGGUGGGAGUGUUAUGCAAUGCACUAAGCAGAGCCCAGGCAGUACCUCCUGCAUACAAAAUUGCUCUGUAUAAUUUCUCAGUACAAUUAUCACCUAUGUGACUGUGACUGAUUUGUACUGGACAUGCUGGAACAAACCCACAUACAGCUAUCUUGUCCGUCAGGUCGCAGUUAAAUUAAGGAGUGCUCUGAGAGCUUUUCUGGUUUGUACAAAUGAGUUCUUGAGCUGGAAGCACUGAUUGCCAGACUUUGUUGACGAGCUUCAUGUCAGGGUAGAUCUGGUCUAGUAUUUCCCAGAAGACGUGAGGGGUGUUUUUGUAUGAUUUUGGUUUGUUUUUUUUCCUUCCAGACACUGGCAUAAUAUCAGUGGCUAAAUCUGGUAAUCAUUUCUCCUUCCCCAUACCCUUCUCCUGCAACAAGACACUGACCUCAGCCUUCUGCAGCAUCAGUAUGCUUUGUGGCCCUAUUUAAGGUCAAGGUAAAAGAACUACUGCCAUUUGAAACAUACUGUCUCUCCAAAUUGCUUUAUUGCAGCUAAUACUAUUUGUGACUAGAGGCUACAGAUCUGCAAGGCCAUUGCUUAAUGGUAAGCUUGUUGAUUUGUCCCUCAACAUGGCUGCAUCCAGGCAUAGUAAAAGCCCAUGAUAGAGAGGUGUCCAUCUAUCCCUUCUGUCUUCAUAACCCUUGUUGCAAGAUAACUGCUCUCAUGAAGAGCUUUUUUAGGUUUUUACCACCAGCGACUUUUUCAAGCCAAGUCUGUGAGAAGAAAGGAUACCUCUUAGCUAUAAUCUUGCUGAUUUUAUUGCUGAAUGAGAUUAUUGCUUUAAGUGAAACUGCAAGAAGCAAAUGGCACAAAAAGGACUUAAGACUGUGACCUGGCAGCAGGAGACAAUGCUAGGCUAGCCUAGUUAUCACAGUUAUUCCCUUUGCUCUUCCUUCCAGGUAAGGGAAAUGUUGAUUUGUUCUGGGACUGGGACAGUUUGCUAGCUAAGAAGGUGAAGGGUUCAAGCAGUGUUUUCCGAUCUGUCACAGUCACUUCCCACAGUCUCACUUUCUCAGCCCUUGCCCAUUGCUGUGCUGCUUCUGUUUCCACUUGCCUUUGGUCCAGGAGGUCAGUUUUGUUUCCCAAGACAAUAACUGUUACCUACAAACCAAACAAGAAGGGUGAGCUUUAUACCAAAACCAUCCACCAGUCACAAUCCUUUUAAACAGCAGGCAAGUAGCUACACAGUUCAGACCUGUCCUUUAACUUAGCCCUGGCACAAGGUAAGUUGCAUGUAGUUUGGAAGAUCAGGGUCUGGGAUUUGAAUUAGCCUCAUCUACUUGUGGGUUGGGAGCUUGUUUUCAUCAUAGGAUAUGCAGGACUUCCCCCUUCUCCCCACCCUGCUCCCCCCACCAAUUGCUUGGAAGGGAAACAAUACCAGAGAGAUCCAAAGUUAAACACCCUGAUUCUCCACUUACUUGGCAAUUGAGCUGUCCUAGGCAAAUGAUAAGAGCGUGACAUCUGCGUAGGUCAGAGCAGCAGAUGCUUGAGAGAUGAAAAAAUGCACAGCAGCAGAGAAAGCCUGGACCCCACAGCUGUGGAUUUUGCCCUGUUUGUUUCUUUUCCAAGCCCCAGCCCACAAUAUAAAUAAAGCCAACCGUGCCAGUGGCCCAGGCAGGCUGGGCUGCUGGGCCCCUCUCCCAGCCCGGCCCCGCUGGCUGUCCUGCUCCAGGCACCAAGAGCCACUAGAGGGACUGAAGCAGGGACAGUCUGCUGAAAGGGGCAGAUAAGCACCAGCACUGUCCUCUUGGAAGCAGUUUCAAGAGCAGCUGGUUAUUAGCCAAGUAGAGCAGCACAGUGGUAUCAAGUCAGAUUCAUAGCUGUAAGGAUCCACCAAGUGACUUCUGUAUGACCAAGACAGUACAGGGUGGCUGAGCUCAGUAGGUAUAUGCAGCCUUCCCAAUAUUUCAGUUCUAGGAAGUGCUGAAAGUAGUGCUGGACAUGUGAAGUUACUGCUCCUCCUUAUUUUAAGCUAACCAUUGUCUAAAAAUGUUUUACCAGCAUCAGCUCUUAGGGGAAACCAUGCCUACAUGUACAGUUCAAGGUCCUCAGUCAGACUCUGGUCUCAUCUCUACACUAGUGGUUUGACAGAGAUCAAGUCAUAAAGUCCUCUCUUACUGAUGAUUUGUGGGUUUUGCUGUGGCCACACCUGCUUGCUCUUUCCUGUUCAUCAGGCUAACGCCAGGAUGUCUUCUGUUUCUUUCCAGCUAGAGCCGUUUGUCCUGUUCCUGUGAGGUCUGAGGCUUCCUUUCUUUUCUACAGCAGUCCAGGGUGUUUGAAAAAAUGCUGUUUGGGUUUUUUUUUCCCCUCUGUGAAGGCUUUGAAAGAAGCUAUAAUCUUCAUGUGCAUUUAUCACAUGGUCCAACUGAAUUUAUCUAUGGGUAAGCCCUGUCAGUAUAACAGACACAACCUCUACGUAGUGUAAAAUUUGGCCAGACUUUAAGCGUGCUGGAGAACCCCUACCACCAGCAGAGACAAGGAACCAGCCACCAGUCCUUUCUGUCAUCUACCACACAACAGAGGACUGUGCCGCUCAACAAGUUGAAGUUCUACCAGCUCAGAAGCACAUACAUUCCUAAUUCAGUUAAGGAUUCAUUCUAUCAGAGCCCAAACUUUAAGUCAUAGAAUAAUCCACUGAUUACCAGCUAUCUUAAGAUAGGACUCCUGAUUUCACCUUCUGUGCUUCAAAGCCUACUUUAUAUGGAUUAGAAAUCAUAGGAAUGAAACUAAUUUAUCCAUUUUAUUGUGGGCACCACUCUUUUGACUACAUUAUCCUCAGUCAAAAUCACAAAAGGAUAAGCAAACUGUCUGUUUUCUAAAAUACCUGCAUGCAAUGAGAGAGAAGUUCUGACAGGUAACACAGAACAGCAGGAUGCAGAUCCUGUUGGAGCUGUGACUCCCUCUCCUCAUUACAACAUGCUGUAGAGUAACAAAUCAGGGCCCUCACAAAACACAGCACCUGGGAAAAAUUUCCUGCUUGUCCACCUUUCCUUGCCCUGCAGGGGAGUUAUGAUUGACUCCUGUAUCCCUGAUAUACGUGACAGUCUGCAGCUCACACCAGCCCUACCAGCUAACAUACCUCUCCUGUGACUGCACAUUCGUUCUGCUGUCAAACUUGAGCCUGCCUUCCUCUACCACCCUGUGUGCUGUCAAUACAAAACAAGUAACAUUCUUGGAAAGUCUCUCCCUACCAUUAUCCAAUUAAUUCUUCAUGCACUUUUUUUCCCCCAAACAGCAUAAAACAGGCAUUUGGAAAGCUGUAGGCCAAAGACUUUUAGCAGAGAAAACUACUUGAGAAUAUAAAGAUAUUGUAGGAAAAGCCAUAAUGCUAAUGCCACAUGCAAGUUAUAUUUGUUUAGCUAAGCUGGAACACUGUCAGCUGAAAACACUAGCUGCUUUCUAAGGGAAAAUAGAGCAGUCAUUUCACACAAUUGAAUUGAUUCAAUAUGGUUGUUAAAAUACAUUAAAGCUGCUUUGCCAAUUGACUAAUGUCUGGGAGACCCAUUGUCAAUUACACUAGUUUGCAAGCCAUCAAGUACAUGAAUACAAAACAAACAAAGAUAAUGCCCUUCGCUAUAUUAUUCCAUGCACUUGACUUCCCCUGUACAAUAUCUAAGAAAACAUAUGAGCUGCACUGCCAUAGACCAUAUGUUUUAUUAGCCGUAAGUGUCCUGGCUGGUGCAUUCAGCUGACUGAAUUUUAGCUCUAUUAGAGGAAAUCAGGAAGAGAAAACAAAAAGCAUUCUUUUGAAUGACCUGCAUGGCAUGUGAAUGAGACUUCACCAUGAGAUAGCUUCCUUUUGCUGGGUUGCCCAAGGCUGUGGGUAUAUUCAUUUUCCUUUGUAUGCAAGUUUUACAGAAACAAAAUCUAUUCUUUGCCAUCUUAACUUCCUAUCACUGAUACAGCAUUUAGCCAACCAUGCAUUUACCUCCUUUUUGUCCCUAAAGACAUCGAUCUCCUUUUUGAGCAGUUCAACUCUUUGGAAGGCUUCAAGGCUGGUCACAGCAUACACCAGAACAAAGCCAUCAGCAACAGAGAAAUAGUGUUUUGGCAAUUCUACGCCCUCCUGCAGACCUCUGGUGUCAUAAAGCCGUAACUGUUCCUUCACGCCUCGGUCUGUCUCCACCGAUGCCAAAUACACGUCUUCCAUUGUGGCACCCUCUUCUAAGCCUGUUUGAAAACAAGCAGGAAAGUUCAACUGCUAUAGGAAAGUCAACAGGAGGCACAUGAGCACUGACAUAGACACAGGGCUGAUUUACAGCCAGGAGGAACCUCUCGUGUCAAUGGCUGUGACACUUCAGAGAAUGGCACCAGACCUUGUGCUCUGAGCCUCCAACUAAGUUCAGGCAUGCCUCUUGUCACUUGGGAGGAGGAUGUGCAUGCCAUCAAAAUGGAAAGACUCCAUGCAUUGGCUCAGCAGUCCUCCCCACGGCUCCCCGGCCCUCAGACCAGCCACGGAGCUGCUCCUGACGUCAGUCAGGAAGCACAGGUUUUGAAACAGCUUGUGUCCAUGUUGCCAUGCCCGAUGAGCUGCCUUGUUGGUUGGCUCUGAACAGACAGGCUUUCAGCAAA
Molecule: messenger RNA, 9389 nt
Organism: Pseudopipra pipra
Lineage: Eukaryota; Metazoa; Chordata; Aves; Passeriformes; Pipridae
Gene: UBE2E1
Product: ubiquitin conjugating enzyme E2 E1
Exons: 9
Coding region: 16-906 (296 amino acids)
Biological process (GO): protein K48-linked ubiquitination; ISG15-protein conjugation
Cellular component (GO): nucleus
Molecular function (GO): ubiquitin conjugating enzyme activity; ISG15 transferase activity
Source: RefSeq, a predicted model, not a curated record